Molecule: messenger RNA, 4805 nt
Organism: Suncus etruscus (white-toothed pygmy shrew)
Lineage: Eukaryota; Metazoa; Chordata; Mammalia; Eulipotyphla; Soricidae
Gene: CADPS2
Product: calcium dependent secretion activator 2
Biological process (GO): synaptic vesicle exocytosis; dense core granule exocytosis; positive regulation of exocytosis
Cellular component (GO): glutamatergic synapse
Source: RefSeq, a predicted model, not a curated record
UGGCGCCCAGGCGGUUGGAGACACUCGGGUGCUUAACUCGACGUGUCCGGGAAGCCCAGGCCAGUUUCCCUUUCGUUCUGCGGUCUUGGCACUCCAGACUCCCAGCCCCGCGCUUGCCGCCGGCGGGGGCUGAGACGCCUUGGGGUUCCACGGGCUGAGCUCGGGGAGCCCCCAGCACCAUGCUGGAUCCGUCUUCCAGCGAAGAGGAGUCGGACGAGGGGCUGGAAGAGGAGAGCCGCGAUGUGCUGGUGGCGGCCGGCGGUGCGCAGCGAGCCCCGCCGGCCCCGGCUCGGGAAGGGCGACGGGACGCCCCGGGGCGCGCGGGCAGCGGCGGCAGCAGUGGCACCGCCAGGUCGGUGAGCCCGAGCCCCUCGGUCCUCAGCGAGGGGCGAGACGAGCCGGAACGGCAGCUGGACGAGGAGCAGGAACGGAGGAUCCGCCUGCAGCUGUACGUCUGCGUGGUGAGGUGCAUCGCCUACCCGUUCAACGCCAAGCAGCCCACCGACAUGGCCCGCCGACAGCAGAAGCUUAACAAACAACAAUUGCAGUUGCUGAAAGAAAGGUUCCAGGCCUUUCUCAAUGGAGAAACCCAAAUUGUGGCUGAUGAAGCAUUUUGCAAUGCAGUUCGGAGUUACUAUGAGGUUUUUCUGAAGAGCGAUCGUGUGGCCAGAAUGGUUCAGAGUGGAGGAUGUUCUGCAAACGAUUUCAGAGAGGUCUUUAAGAAAAACAUAGAAAAACGUGUGCGGAGUUUGCCUGAAAUUGAUGGCUUGAGCAAAGAGACAGUGCUGAGCUCAUGGAUAGCCAAGUAUGAUGCCAUUUAUAGGGGGGAAGAGGACUUGUGCAAACAGUCAAACAGAAUGUCCCUUAGUGCUGUGUCUGAACUUAUUCUGAGCAAGGAACAACUCUAUGAAAUGUUUCAGCAGAUUCUGGGUAUUAAAAAACUGGAACACCAGCUCCUUUAUAAUGCAUGUCAGCUUGAUAAUGCAGAUGAACAAGCAGCUCAGAUCAGAAGGGAACUUGAUGGUCGUUUGCAGUUGGCAGAUAAAAUGGCAAAGGAAAGAAAAUUUCCAAAAUUUAUAGCAAAAGAUAUGGAAAGUACAUAUAUUGAAGAGUUGCGGUCUUCGGUGAAUUUGCUAAUGGCCAAUUUGGAAAGUCUUCCAGUGUCAAAAGGUGGUCCAGAGUUUAAAUUGCAAAAAUUAAAACGCUCUCAAAAUUCAGCAUUUUUGGACAUGGGAGAUGAGAAUGAGAUUCAGCUGUCAAAGUCUGAUGUAGUUCUGUCAUUCACGUUAGAGAUUGUCAUAAUGGAAGUUCAAGGUCUGAAGUCUGUUGCUCCCAAUCGAAUUGUUUAUUGUACAAUGGAAGUAGAAGGAGGAGAAAAACUGCAGACAGACCAGGCUGAAGCUUCAAGGCCACAAUGGGGAACUCAAGGAGAUUUCACCACUACCCACCCUAGGCCUGUGGUCAAGGUAAAACUCUUCACAGAAAGCACUGGGGUUCUCGCCCUUGAAGAUAAAGAACUGGGAAGGGUAAUAUUGUACCCAACUUCCAAUAGCUCCAAAUCAGCUGAUUUGCACCGAAUGAUUGUUCCAAAAAAUAGCCAGGAUUCUGACUUAAAAAUAAAAUUGGCAGUGAGAAUGGAUAAACCACCACAUAUGAAACAUAGCGGAUAUCUGUAUGCCCUUGGACAGAAGGUUUGGAAAAGAUGGAAAAAGCGCUACUUUGUUCUAGUUCAGGUUAGCCAGUAUACCUUUGCUAUGUGCAAUUAUAGAGAAAAAAAAUCUGAACCACAAGAAUUGAUGCAACUUGAAGGUUAUACUGUGGAUUAUACAGAUCCCCACCCAGGUCUUCAGGGUGGUCGUAUGUUCUUCAAUGCCGUUAAAGAAGGAGACACUGUAAUAUUUGCUAGUGAUGAUGAACAAGAUAGAGUAUUAUGGGUCCAAGCCAUGUAUAGGGCCACAGGCCAAUCCUACAAACCCAUUCCUGCAAUUCAAACCCAGAAGUUGAAUCCUAAAGGAGGAAUUCUCCAUGCAGAUGCUCAGCUUUGUAAGUUUUAUGCAGACCGUUUUCAGAAACAUGGUAUGGAUGAGUUUAUAUCUGCCAAUCCUUGCAAGCUAGACCAUGCCUUUCUUUUUAGACUACUCCAGAGACAGACUUUGGAUCACAGACUGAAUGAUUCCUAUUCUUGCUUGGGUUGGUUUAGCCCUGGUCAGGUCUUUGUGUUAGAUGAGUACUGUGCCCGUUAUGGAGUAAGAGGCUGUCAUAGACAUCUCUGCUACCUUACAGAACUGAUGGAACAUUCAGAAAACGGUGCUGUUAUUGACCCAACCCUGCUCCAUUACAGCUUUGCAUUCUGUGCCUCUCAUGUGCACGGAAACAGACCUGAUGGAAUUGGUACUGUUUCAGUGGAAGAAAAAGACAGAUUUGAAGAGAUAAAAGAAAGACUUUCUUCCCUAUUAGAAAACCAGAUAAGCCAUUUCAGAUACUGUUUUCCUUUUGGACGACCUGAAGGUGCUCUAAAAGCUACACUUUCACUACUUGAAAGGGUUUUAAUGAAAGAUAUCGCCACUCCCAUGCCAGCAGAAGAGGUGAAAAAAGUGGUCAGAAAAUGUCUCGAGAAAGCUGCCUUGAUCAAUUACACUAGACUCACUGAAUAUGCCAAAAUUGAAGGCCCAGCAGAAAAGGAAACAGAAACUAUGAAUCAGGCAUCGCCUUCUAGAAAACUGGAAGAGGUUCUUCAUCUUGCAGAGCUCUGCAUAGAAGUCUUGCAGCAGAAUGAAGAGCAUCAUGCAGAGGGAAGAGAGGCAUUUGCAUGGUGGCCUGAUUUAUUAGCAGAGCAUGCAGAGAAGUUUUGGUCUCUAUUCACUGUGGAUAUGGACACCGCACUAGAAGCUCAACCGCAAGACUCUUGGGACAGUUUUACCUCUUUUCCAAUGACUCAAUAAUUCCUCAGAAAUGACAUUCUCUUAUGCAAUGGAAAAUUUCACAAACACUUGCAAGAAAUCUUUGUGCCAUUGGUUGUUCGAUAUGUUGAUCUCAUGGAGUCCUCUAUUGCCCAGUCAAUUCACAGAGGUUUUGAACAAGAGACUUGGCAGCCAGUCAAGAAUAUCGCCAACAGCCUACCUAAUGUAGCUCUUCCAAAAGUUCCGAGUCUGCCUCUUAACCUUCCACAGAUUCCUAAUCUUUCUACUCCUUCAUGGAUGACUUCUUUAUAUGAGUCCACCAAUGGCUCAGCAACAUCAGAGGAUCUCUUUUGGAAACUCGAUGCACUACAAAUGUUUGUCUUUGACCUACACUGGCCAGAACAAGAAUUUGCCCACCACUUAGAACAAAGACUGAAACUAAUGGCCAGUGAUAUGAUAGAGGCCUGUGUCAAAAGAACAAGAACUGCAUUUGAACUCAAGCUGCAAAAGGCAAACAAAACAACUGACUUGCGCAUCCCAGCUUCUGUAUGCACAAUGUUUAAUGUAUUAGUUGAUGCCAAAAAGCAAAGCACCAAACUCUGUGCUCUGGAUGGAGGACAAGAGCAACAGUACCACUCAAAAAUAGAUGACUUGAUUGACAACACUGUGAAAGAAGUCAUUUCAAUGUUAGUUUCAAAGUUCAUUUCAGUGUUGGAUGGCGUGUUGUCUAAGCUGUCGAGGUACGAUGAAGGCACUUUCUUCUCAUCGAUUCUGUCAUUCACUGUGAAAGCAGCUGCAAAAUAUGUCGAUGUUCCAAAGCCAGGAAUGGAUCUCGCAGAUACUUACAUUAUGUUUGUCCGGCAAAACCAGGAUAUUCUUCGAGACAAGGUCAAUGAGGAGAUGUAUAUAGAAAAGUUAUUUGAUCAAUGGUACAGCAAUUCCAUGAAAGUCAUUUGUGUGUGGUUGGCUGAUAGAUUGGACCUUCAGCUUCAUAUUUACCAACUGAAGACUCUCAUCAAAAUUGUGAAGAAAACCUACAGAGACUUCCGAUUGCAGGGUGUCUUGGAAGGCACCCUGAACAGCAAGACAUAUGAUACCUUACACAGGCGUUUAACAGUAGAGGAGGCCACUGCCUCUGUUUCUGAAGGCGGAGGACUCCAGGGCAUUACAAUGAAAGACAGUGAUGAAGAAGAAGGCUGACAACACAGCUCCGUAGAAGAAAAUAGGACCUUAAUGUUGUUGAUUUUGUACCUGUCCUUGUAAUUCUGUUUUUUAGACCAACUGCUUGUAUUUCAUUCUACAUUUUUUAAAAAGUAUAUCUGGCAGCAGUGUUAAAGAGAAAAAUGCCAAGUGUGGUUUUCUUCCUUUUUGCAGAAUAUAGCUGCUUUUGUGUAGCUUGACCUAAAAUGAGCUUUGACUUAUACUUGGAACAUGCUUUCUUUUUCCUUUUUAGAUGUUUUUUCCCCUAAAAUCACAUCAUAUGUCCUAUGUAAAAUGAGAUGUGUUUCUCAUAAUACAUUGUGAGAAAAAGCCACUCUGGUUAUUGCCCUAGCUCUGUUGUACUCUUGUUAACAUGGUGUGUCCGCCAAAAGUUUAUCAUUUAUGUGAAAAAUUUGUCUACAGUUAAUUUGCCAUUGAUGUAAUAUUGUAUAAAAACCUUAACCUUGGUUUUAGAACUCUGCAUUUAUCUGCAGGAGUAUUUCUGGGCUUAAAGGACUGCCAAAUCCAAAUUUAGACUAGAUUAUCCAAUGUCCUUGUACCUUGUUCCAUUUUGAACAUUCCCUUCUCAAGUGUAAAAAGUUUCCAAAUGUGCAGUAGUAAGUAAAUGUCAUUAACAUACAUACCAUGUUCUGUUUCUAAGUGUUAACUGCUUGCAGGCAAUAAAAAUUCAUUUGGUCAUCAUAA